Messenger RNA from Mugil cephalus (flathead mullet), 2074 nucleotides. RefSeq names its product WD repeat domain 74 (gene wdr74). Gene Ontology annotation, cellular component: nucleolus; preribosome, large subunit precursor. Gene Ontology annotation, molecular function: protein binding. Gene Ontology annotation, biological process: ribosomal large subunit biogenesis. Lineage: Eukaryota; Metazoa; Chordata; Actinopteri; Mugiliformes; Mugilidae. The record is from RefSeq and is a predicted model, not a curated record. The transcript is spliced from 2 exons. The coding region runs from base 123 to 1301 and encodes 392 amino acids.
AGCAGCUGCACAGUGACGUCUUCAACGCGCGACGCCGUUUCCAGAGGGGCCACGCGUGUUUUUCCGGACCAGAAUCAGGAGCUGUCCGACUUGUUUUGUGUCCAGUUUUGAGGUCCGGUGUGAUGGGGGACCAGAGCCGGAUAUGUUCCGUGUGGCUGGGCUCGGAGACCGGAAUCCUAAAGGGGGUCAGCGUGUCCCGGAAACAGGCCUUUAACUUCUGCAACACGAGCCACCUGAGCCGCGACCAGGAGGUCCGUGGGCUGUGCUGGGGGGACCCGGCGGAGAGCGAGCUGCUCGUGGGCUGCGUGGACGGAACCGUGAAGACGUUCAGCGUCGAGAAGGGCGUCUUCACCGAUUGUCGGCGCUACGGGGAACCCGCGGACGGCUGCUUCACCGGGCUGGCGACGGUGGACGGAUCCACGCUGGUCACCUGCGCGGAGUCCGGGACGCUGCGGGUGUGGAGGGAGGACAGCACCGAGCCCGUGACGGAGAUCAACGCGGGGAAGAACGUGUGCAGGAUGCGGCAGAGUCCGGUCCACGGGAACAAGGUCGCCACCGGCGGGAAGGAAAACGGCCUGAAGAUCUGGGACCUGGAGAAACCGGAGGGUCCCGUGUUCACCGCCAAGAACCUGCGGGACGACUGGCUGGACCUACGGCGGCCGCACUGGGUCAGAGACAUGGCCUUCAUCCCCGACUCCGACAAAGUGGUCACCUGCACCAGUUACCACCAGGUCCACGUGUUCGACCCGUCCACCCCCCAGAGGCGUCCCGUCCUGGAGGCGGAGUACGGCGAGUACCCGCUCACCGCUCUGUCCCUGACCGCCGACGGCUCCACGGUGGUGGUGGGGAACACCCACGGUCAGAUAGCCCUGCUGGACCUGAGGAAGGGGCUGGUGCGAGGCUGUCUGAAGGGGCUGGCGGGGGGCGUCCGGGCGCUGCAGUGUCACACCUCCCGGCCCGUGGUGGCGUCCUGCGGCCUGGACCGCUUCCUCCGCAUCCACAGCCUGGAGGACCGGACGCUGCAGCACAAGGUCUACCUCAAGUCCAGGCUCAACUGCCUCCUGCUGUCGGGACGGGACCUGGAGGACGGGGCGGAGGCGGCGGACGGGGCGAAUCAGGAGGUGAAGGAGGAGGAGGAGGAGGACGAGGUGUGGGACGCCAUGGAGCAGGUGCAGGAGAAAGGGAAACAGAAGAGAAAAACAACAACACAAGAAGAAGAGGAGGAGGAGGAAGAGGAAGAGGAAGAAACACAGAAGAAGAGCAAGAAGAAGAAGAAGAGGAAGAGACCAAGAGACAUUUGAACGUUGGACUGAAACUCAGAAUAAAAAUGUUCCAGGACUCACUGAGCUGUUUGUGUUGAUCUGAGAAUAAACUCAAAUCUGAUUUUACACAUUUUUAAACAUGGAAACAGCUUCUCAACGUCACCAGACUCCAUUCAAAAACUGUCCAUUUUAAGGAGUAACUUUAUUAAAUGCAACAAGUCAAAUUCUAUUCAGACGGUUUAUUUUAAAUGUUACUUUUAUUAGAACUCACAGACCAGAACUGUCCAUCUUAAACAAUAUUUUCUUACAUCCAAUAAACCAAACGACAUUUGGAAACUAUCGAAGAUGCACUGACCAGGCUCCAUUAAAAAACUGUCCGUUUUAAGGAGUAACUUUAUUAACAGGCCAGAAACCUCUAAAACCUUCAAAUGUUUUUACAUAUAUAUAAAUAAUUACAAUUACAUGUGUCUCUUCUUUCUGCCUUGGUUCCUGUUUGAUGAAUGUAAACGUCGCAGACCUGGUACAUUACAGUCAGCCAUAACAUUAUGACCACCAGAACAAACAUGAAGUGUAAGUUUUUAUCUUAGAGUUGACGUUAGAAGGAAGAAAGUUCAACACUGGUCCAAGAAAGAAGAGGAAGAGGAGGAGAUGAGGAGGAGAACAUUUACAACAGAUGAGACCAACACUGAGAGAAUCAUGAGUCUGGUUCGAGGCUGCAGACGUUCUGUGGUUUUAUUGAUUGAGUUCAGUCUGAAAUGUUUGAGAACAGUUAAAAUCCCUUUUUCUGAAAUAAAGUUAAAAAUGAAUCCUGA